GUAGCCUUUGAUUGAAUGACUCCACUCCAUUGUUGAAGCUGACAGAGACUCCGUUGUAUCGAUGAAUCCUCAAGACGAUAUCACUCCCUUAAGCUCUAGUUCCAUCCACUCCACCCAAAUCCCGGCUCCUUCUGCCAAUGGCGGCGCGGCCGGAGGAAGUGGGAAGAGAGCCGGCGUGCCGCCGUCUCCCCGGAGCUUGAUCCCACCCCCUUCGCCGUAUUCUCAGAUCCCGACGACCCGUCAGCCAAUCGCGUCGCAGAAUUUCACCCCCGGACCCAUGUCUCAGUACUCGUCGCCUUUCUUCUCAUACGAUUCCUUUCCGCCGCCGCCGCCGCCGUACAGAGACUCUCCGUCAGCAUUGCCUCCGAUUCCGUUCGCGAGAGGCUCCGGCUCCGGCAGUAGUGGUCUGCCGCCGAGAAAGGCUCAUAGAAGGGCCAACAGUGAUAAUAUCAUCAGUGGGUUGAAUGCGAUGUUGGCUCAGAACACUCCGAGAUUGAUCUACCCGAAGCCAAUACAUAUGCCUGUUGGGGUUGGUGUGGAGAGUUCAAAGGAAGGAGACGAGCUCUCCAAUGGAGAUGACGACGACUUGGAGAGAAGCAGCAGCGACCCUGAUGCUACUGAUGAGCAGACUGUGUCCAAAACAACCACUACCUCGGGUGUUAAGAGAAGAGCAGGCAAAGAGAUUGCUACUUCAACCAGACUUUGCAGGAGUGUUUCAAUGGAUACUAGUCUCAAUGACCAGACGCAGCCAAAGCUGCCUCCUUCUCCUAGGAAUCUCCAGGUUACCAUUCCUGUUAGAGACGACGUGUUUACUGAGGCUGAGAUGAUUAAGAUUCAGGCCAGUCGCAAACUCAAACUGCUCGCUGCAUCUGAUCCAAAGAAUGUCAAAAGAAUCUUGGCUAACCGGGAAUCAGCUGCACGUUCAAAGGAGAAGAAGGCGCAGUACAUGAACAAGUUGGAAAACAAAGUAGAGUUUUUGCAGACUCAGGCUGUUACUAUGUCUUCAAAGGUCGCGCAUUUGGAGAGAGUUAAUCUGGUGAUGGAAAACGAGAACAGGGAACUGAGGAUUCGUCUUCAAGGAUUGGAGCAGCAGGCGCAACUUCGUGAUUCCUUGAUCGGACAACUGACUGGAGAAGUUCAUCGGCUGAAGGUGGCGACAGGCGAAGUAGUGAACCAAAACUUUGGCGAAACUGACGGAACAAAUAUGCAACCAGUGAACGCAAAUAUGCAACCAGUGAACGCAAACAUGUUCGAGCAACUCAACCUCAACAACCAGUUACAUCAGCCGCAGACAAAUCCCGAUUUCCAGUGAACAGGUCAAUGGAAGUUGAGAGACUUGGUGGCGUAUUGGUAAAUCCUGUAGGAUAUUGGUAUCCGUAUCAAGUUAUAGUUUUUUUA
Molecule: messenger RNA, 1398 nt
Organism: Eutrema salsugineum
Lineage: Eukaryota; Viridiplantae; Streptophyta; Magnoliopsida; Brassicales; Brassicaceae
Product: transcription factor RF2a
Exons: 5
Coding region: 62-1312 (416 amino acids)
Biological process (GO): regulation of DNA-templated transcription
Cellular component (GO): nucleus
Molecular function (GO): DNA-binding transcription factor activity
Source: RefSeq, a predicted model, not a curated record